AUGAUAGUGACUACUCCUCCGUCGUGUCUCCGGCCUCCUCCAGAUCCGCCGCCGUCGUCUGGUAUGUACGCUCUGUUUGAAGCUCUCUGUCCCGACAUCCCUCCGAAACCACCAGAUCCUCCAGACGGUCUUUCUCUCCUCCUCGUUCUCCAGUCAUUUUUCUCCUCUGUCGUCUCUCCAUCUUCUCUCGCUGUCGUCGUCCACCCUACUCCCCUACUCGGCGCCGUCCUUCUCUGUACAAGCGAAACCACCAGACCUACUCAGCCCGAGCUUUGGCUCGCCGGAUCUGUUUGGUUUUGCAUCUCUGAAGCGCCUACACCACUCCACGCAGCCUCAGAUCCUCCCAUCGUUGCUGAGAAUCCCUUCUGCUAUGCCUCAGCCGUGUUCAUCUCUGCAAUGUAUUCAAGGUGUUCCGACACAGCCUCCUUCACCUUCGAUGUCUUCUCCUUUGUUCAGAAAAUCUCAGUUUGCUAUAUGUGCAAGCAAUCCGAAUCUCCGUUCAACACACGUCACCGGGUCUAUACUUUCUUGUCAAGCUCGAAAAAACCUGAUGGUGAGCAGUUUUGGAUGAAUUCCGUCACACUUAUACGGAUUCAAUACGGUAAUAUUGUAUCCCAAAGUCUCUGCCUGAAUUCAACUAGUGCUUUCUUUUCAACUUUUGUCAAGUACAUACAGCGGGUUAUCGCAAGUGGACCUGGUCCAAAUUCUGGCUAUUAA
Molecule: messenger RNA, 717 nt
Organism: Eruca vesicaria subsp. sativa (arugula)
Lineage: Eukaryota; Viridiplantae; Streptophyta; Magnoliopsida; Brassicales; Brassicaceae
Source: the annotation of a GenBank genome assembly